CGGACGAGGCGCGUACAGAGGUGCUGUUCUUCUUCUCUUUCACCCGCUUUGGAUUAUCACUGUGUUUUUCAUCAUGCUAGAAGUGGAAGUGAACGGGACGCCGGCCAGUCAGCUGUCCACUCCUCAUUCGGGAAUAUCUCCCAGCCCCUCCCCGACCAGCCCGGGCAGCCUCAACCAACGCAGGGGGUCCCAGGGUUCUUCCACCUCUCUGUCUUCCACUAAGGUGUCCAGCUCGGUGGAAGACGGAGAUGGACCGGUUACUGAAGCUGAGGUUUUAGUCGACGAGGUUCCAGCUGUGCCGUCCUACAUAUCCGACCGCUACAAGGUGGGGCGCAUGUUAGGAGAUGGGAACUUUGCAGUCGUCCGGGAAUGUGUGGAGCACUCUACAGGACGGGAGUACGCUCUGAAGAUCAUCAACAAGGGCAAAUGCAGAGGAAAGGAGCACAUGAUCCAGAACGAGGUGGCCAUCCUGCGCAGGGUCAAACAUCCAAAUGUCGUCCUGCUCAUAGAGGAGAUGGACACUUACAGCGAGCUCUAUCUUGUCAUGGAGCUGGUCAAGGGGGGAGAUCUGUUCGAUGCCAUCACCUCCGCCAACAGGUACACAGAGAGAGACGCCAGCGGCAUGCUCUACAAUCUGGCCAACGCCAUCAAAUACCUCCACAGCCUCAACAUUGUGCACAGAGACAUCAAACCAGAGAACCUGCUGGUGUAUGAGCAUGCAGACGGAAGCAAAAGCCUGAAACUGGGAGACUUCGGUUUGGCGACUGUGGUGGAUGGACCUCUCUACACUGUUUGUGGGACCCCGACAUAUGUAGCACCAGAAAUCAUCGCAGAAACAGGGUAUGGCCUUAAGGUGGACAUCUGGGCAGCUGGAGUCAUCACCUACAUCCUGCUGUGUGGUUUCCCACCCUUUAGAGGGAGCAGUGACGAUCAGGAAGUGCUUUUCGAUCAGAUCCUAAUGGGACAGCUAGAAUUUCCUUUGCCGUACUGGGACAACGUGUCAGAGACGGCAAUGGAGCUGAUUCGAUCCAUGCUGGAGGUGGAGGUGGAUCAGAGAUACACUGCCCUCCAGGUGCUCGAGCACCCUUGGGUCACUGAUGAGGGUCUUUGUGAGAAUGACCAUCAGUUGUCAGUAGCAGGGAAAAUAAAAAAGCACUUCAACACCAAUCCCAAGAGCAAUGACACCACUGCAGGAGUGUCCGUCAUUUCUCUGGAUGACAGCUUUUCUAUGCAGAGAUCUGGGUCGUUGGAUUUCUACCAGCACCCGGCCAUGUACUGGAUAAGGCCACCCCUCUUGAUAAGGAGGGGCAGAUUCUCAGACGAGGACGCCACCAGGAUGUGAAGCUAAUGUCUUUGCAGAUGAUACCGGCGGUGACAACAGUAAAAACAUCAAAAACGAAAUCUCUACGGGCGGAUCCUCCCAGUUGCCUCCCUGGCCUGCCCAUGGCCCUUCCCUCUCUGACCCCUGAUACUUUCUCUGACCCUUUCCUGAGUCCCAGCCUCCCUUCCGACUCUGAUGACAUCUCCAUCAGCUCAGCCAGUACCCCCUGCUCCCCUGACUCGCCCUUCUAGAGAGGAUGAGGAUGGGACGAAGAGGGAGAGGAAGAAGCGAGAAGGAGAAAUCCUCAUCCAGCUCCUCCCUCUAUAUGGAGGAGGAGGAGGAGGAGGAGGAGGAGGAGGAGGAGGAGGAGGAGGAGGAGGAGACGUCAGCUUCCCCACAGUCUCUUAUCUAAGGCUGGGGGUGAACAAGGGAAAACUGUGGAGGGAAAAACAACAACAAAUUAGAGAACACUUUUGGCUCACCUGAGUCCAUCUUUCCAAACCUUGAGGAGAGAUCGAUCAAUGGGUAGAAACAUACAGUAGAGAGUUUGGAGAAGGACUUAAGAGGCAACAAGAAACAUGAGGAAGAUAGAAAGAAAUGAAAACUUUUAUUUAUUUAUUUUUAACGUUCUCUCAUCCGAGCACAUGUUGCAGAGCUCAAGGAGCGAGAAAGGGGGUUCACCUUUCAGUGAUGAUCCGGGCUCGACAUGGAAACUUCAUUAUGGUGGAGCAGCUCUACAAGGCAAUAUGAGAAUAUGGACCAAUGUUCAUGUUUUAUUGAACCUUAUUUCUCCAUUCUUUAUUCACUGCAUUUUUAUAUGUAUUGCUCUUUUGCAUAAAGGAUACCUUUUUGUUGAAUUGGGGGAACGAAUAAUUGGAAAGUGUUAUACAUAGAGCUCAGAAGUGCUGAAGUAGGCUAUAGAAUUAUAUUGGAAUAUGAGCGCGACAGUGUGUAGAGAAAGGAGUUUUUUUUCUUACAAAUGUGUUAAAUAUAGUGUUUGUAGAAAAAGAUAAAAGACUGAUCAUGUUCAGUGCUAUAAUUCUGUGCUCCACACAGUAUUGGCGUUGCCUUCCUGUAAUGUUGGUUUGCAGUAUUACAGUUUACAUUUUACACAGACUGCUAUUAAGAUAAUAAUGGUGCAUUUGAUCCCUUCUUGUAAUUGUGUUAACUGCUUUGUUCAUGAUACAUUGAUACACAAAAUUCAGCAGCAUUCUGGUGCUUGUGUAGCAAACUCAACAUUUUUUCCUCAACGCUCACCGAUUCACAAUCAUUCUGAAUUGAUAUCAUAUUAAUCCUGAUAUUUUGUAAUUUUCAUGUACACAUAAAAAGCCUUGUUUACAUUUUUUUUCUCUAACAAAGGCAUAUUUCAUCCACAUUGUCCAGCAGUAAUGAGAGGUGUAAUUGUUUCAGCCUUUGUGUACCACUUGAAUGGGUUUGGAGGAGUGUUUUUUAGGUGGUAAAUGUAUACAAUUAGCCGUUUAUGAGGGUUGCCUAUUUGCACAAAGUACUGCAGUCAAGGUGCAGUCAAACAGAGAAAGAAGCUAUGGAUGUUUAAGAACCAGCAGCAAUUCUGGAAAGCAGUCAAGUUAAAAGAAAGGUUGAAGAGUUAUUUAGCUCUGUAAAACCUCAUUCAUGGCUUCAUUUAUUUAGAUGAAAGCAUGACAGACAUAGUAGCCUAUUCUUAUAACAAGAAUUCUGUUUCGUGAUGAAGUAUUGUUUAUAGGUUAUGUAAAUAACACAAUUUCAUUUAUUUUGAUAGUCCACGAUACAGUAUAUUUCUUUACUAGCGGUAAGUCUAUAAAAAGUGUAAAAAAAACAUUCAUGUGUUUGCAAAGAAAAAAAAUAACAAAAUGGAAAUCAUGACGUUGAAAUGACACGGUAGAGUUGAGUCAAAAAAGAACAUUUCAACUUGAAGUUGUAGUGCCUGGAUGGAUCUACACAGACACGUCUAGAGAAGAAGACGGCCAUCUUUGCUUCCUGUCAGACACUGGGAAUGAUGUCACUUCCUUUGCAAAAGCAACUGGUAAAGGAAUUUCCAGUAACUGAUGUGAGAAAGGAGAAGCCAGAAGAGCGAGAGAAGUGCAGAGCGAUUUCCUUUUUAAAUCGUUUUUUAUUUCAUUUUUAGACUUUCUACAGCUGAUCUCAGUGCAGUCGUCACACUUGUCUGUUUCUGUGUUUAUAAUCCCAUCAUCACAUAUACAGUAAUGUGCCGGCAUAUUGACCAGAUCAGAACAAAUAUGUCGUGCUGUUGGAAUCAACGCUCUCCAGCACAUGGGCACAUGUGGUUUACCAAAGUGCUCUCACUGCUGCACCACAGUAUUACAAUCUGUUGCAAUACCUGUACCUCUGUUCAACAAUGGUCUAUCAAUAGUAAUGGUAA
This is a messenger RNA of Eleginops maclovinus (Patagonian blennie), 3701 nucleotides long. Its product is annotated as serine/threonine-protein kinase DCLK1-like. The coding region runs from base 74 to 1342 and encodes 422 amino acids. NCBI's taxonomy places the organism in Eukaryota, Metazoa, Chordata, Actinopteri, Perciformes, Eleginopidae. Gene Ontology annotation, biological process: protein phosphorylation. The transcript has 13 exons. The record is from RefSeq and is a predicted model, not a curated record. Gene Ontology annotation, molecular function: protein kinase activity; ATP binding.